Molecule: messenger RNA, 1270 nt
Organism: Zea mays
Lineage: Eukaryota; Viridiplantae; Streptophyta; Magnoliopsida; Poales; Poaceae
Exons: 3
Coding region: 253-1089 (278 amino acids)
Biological process (GO): one-carbon metabolic process
Molecular function (GO): zinc ion binding; carbonate dehydratase activity
Source: RefSeq, marked validated
GGAAGCUAAAUUUGGCAAGCAGUUUUCCACCGCGCGCGAACACCGGUGCCUCUCUCUCUCUGUCUAGCGAGUAGCGAGUAGCGACUCCUGUCCGCUCGAACUCGCAUCUUUUCCGCUGCUAUGCAAAUCCGUCCAUCCUCUUUUUGCACUAUUGAAAUUAGCAGCUAGCAGAGCAGGGGUUCGACGACAACAACGGACACACACAUCGUCUAUCAGUGCUCAUCCAACAAUCCGUGCGCGACCAAGGCAAUAAUGGUGUCGUCCUCCCGUGCUGUCGUCGUCGUCGUCGGCCUCCUCGUCGCCGCGUCCUCCCUCGCCGUCGCUGCCUCCGAUGGCGGUGGGCCGACGUACGGGUACACGGCGGGGAGCCCCGACGGGCCGGAGAACUGGGGCAAGCUGAGCCCCGCGUACAAGCUGUGCGGGCAGGGGAAGCAGCAGUCCCCGAUCGACAUCGUCACCAAGCAGGCCGUCCCCAACGCCAACCUCGACACCCUCAACCGCACCUACGCCGCCACCGCCGCCACGCUCAUCAACGACGGCCACGACAUCACGAUGACGUUCGAGGGCAAGGUCGGGACGGUAAUGGUGAACGGCAAGGCGUACAGCUUCGAGAAGAUGCACUGGCACUCGCCGUCCGACCACACCAUCAACGGCCAGAGGUUCCCGCUGGAGCUGCACCUGGUGCACAGGAGCGCCGACGGCGCGCUGGCCGUCAUCGGGAUCCUCUACCAGCUGGGCGCCCCGGACUCCUUCUACUACCAGCUGAAGCGGCAGCUGGGCGAGAUGGCCAAGGACCGGUGCAGCUUCGGCGAGGAGGAGUCGCACGAGGGCGUCGCCCUCAUCCACCUGCGCUCGCUGCAGAAGCGCACCGGCAGCUACUUCCGGUACACGGGCUCCCUCACCGUGCCGCCCUGCACCGAGAGCGUCGUCUGGAGCGUCCUCGGCAAGGUGCGGCAGAUCAGCAAGGAGCAGCUGCAGCUGCUCAAGGCGCCGCUGCCCGGGAACGACGCACGCCCCACGCAGCCGCUCAACGGCAGGACCGUCCAGUUCUACAACCCGCCCAACAGCACCGUCUCCUUCCAUAUGUAAUGUAAUAUGAUUAACGAGAUGUAUAUGUCGUUUAUGUUAUGAAGUAAAUAUAUAUGUGCAUGCAUUAUUAUUGCCUAUAUAUUAUUUGGUGUAGUAUUUGUGGCAGUAUAGUGCUAAAAUGGGUCUGGUUUUGAUUUGUAACGUACACAUAUAUAUGUCUAGCCUAGAUUGUCUCUACCCC